GCAUCUUCACCAGAGUCACUACAGAAGUUCUGCACACAACUAUUUUGGACAGCUGUUGAACUACACGCGUGUACAAUCUAAACUCGAUGUGAACAUGCCGGGCAAGUUGUCUUACGAAGCCCAAAACUUUCUCUGAACUACAUUCAACUUUGAACGUUUUUUUUCCAAGACGUUUUGCAUCGGACCAUCCGCAGGUUUUCAACUCCAGGACCACUCCGGAUCCAUAGGACCGAACUUACAUCUGAACUGAGGGAAUCCCAUUGCGAUUCGAGUGAUCAGUAGUGACACCAAUCAUGGGCAGCAAAACUCUUCCAGCCCCGGUUCCCCUCCACCCCUCUCUGCAGCUGGCCAACUACUCCUUCCUCCAGGCCUCCAAUGGCUUCCAGCUGCCAACGGACCAGGUCCCUGGCAUCUAUAGCUUCAGCGCACUGCACGCCAUCCACCUCCACCAGUGGACCCUGGGCUACCCUCCCUUUGGUGUCCCCCGCUGCACUUUCUCCAAGCUCCCAGCCCUGAUGGACGGCCGCUUCCCCGGCUUGCCUUCCAUCCCUAUCUUCCCCCACCUGGUCCAGCACAAGGACCAGGCCACUGCGGCCGCCACAGCAGCUACCGCCAUGAAUCUCCUUCAGGGCUCCAAGAACAAGCCCCAGCCACGCUUCGACUUCGCCAACCUGGCCACCGCCGCCACCCAGGAGGACCCGCUGAAGGCAGAGGACCUGAGCAUAACAGGAGCAGCCGCCGCCACUUCUCCUCGCCAUGGCGGGCUAGGCUGUCUCAUAGAUGUAGCCAAGCUGUCGUCGCCCGAGCGCAAGCCUAGCCGUGGUCGCCUUCCCUCCAAGACCAAGAAGGAGUUUGUGUGCAAGUUCUGCGGCCGCCACUUCACCAAGUCCUACAACCUGCUUAUCCACGAGCGGACGCACACGGACGAGAGGCCGUACACCUGUGACAUCUGUCACAAGGCUUUCCGGAGGCAGGACCACCUCCGAGACCACAGGUACAUCCAUUCCAAAGAGAAGCCUUUCAAGUGCCAGGAGUGUGGAAAGGGAUUUUGUCAGUCCAGAACUCUAGCUGUCCACAAAACGCUGCACAUGCAGGUGAAGGAACUAAAGCCAUCCAAGAUUAAGUGAUGUCAAUACAUAAAAAAGAGACUAGGGGACACUGGAAACAAUAAGAGUGAAGACUAAAAAGGAGAACAAGACAAAAUGACCAAAGACAGGGGACAUUGUGGAGCUGACCAAAGACGGAGGGACAUUGUGGAGCUGACCAAAGACGGAGGGACAUUGUGGAGCUGACCAAAGACAGGGGGACUUUGUGGAGCUGACCAAAGACGGGGGGACAUUGUGGAGCUGACCAAAGACAGGGGGACAUUGUGGAGCUGACCAAAGACAGGGGACAUUGUGGAGUUGACCAAAGACUGGGGACAUUGUGGAGCUGACCAAAGACAGGGGACAUUGUGGAGCUGAUCAAAGACGGGGGACUUUGUGGAGCUGACCAAAGACAGGGGGACAUUGUGGAGCUGACCAAAGACAGGGGACAUUGUGGAGCUGACCAAAGACAGGGGACAUUGUGGAGCCGACCAAAUACAGGGGACAUUGUGGAGCUGACCAAAGAUAGGGGACUUUGUGGAGCUGACCAAAGACAGGGGACUUUGUGGAGCUCAAGUGCCUGGAACAUAGAAUGAGUAGAACAUCUCUGAACUUGAACCAAAGUGAUAGAAAAAGUUAAAUGUUCACCAACAAUUCACCAGCCAAGGAAGGAAGCCAUUGUGCUCAUCGUGGGGAACGAUUCUUCAGAGAGAUUUGAAAAUCCUGGAUCUCUAUGAUGUAUCCAGACAAUAUCCAGGAGCACCUUGUACCAGAUCUAAGUUGUUUUCCAACAUUUAGUUAAGAGAUAAUUAGGCUUAAUGACUUUGAGGCAGUGUAUUGGUUGGGCAUGAUGAAGCCCAAUGGGGCGAAUGGAUCAUACAUCAUAGAUGUAUGGAAUGUGAUCUUGACCUCUCUGACAAAGUUGACCUCUCAGACAUUCCGAAAGACUCUUGCUUUUGAUCAAAAUUACAUUUUUUUGUAAGGGACAUUUACAAGUCUAAAGCAGUCUUUGUAAAAAAAAAAAAAAAAAAAAAAAAAAA
Molecule: messenger RNA, 2125 nt
Organism: Salvelinus namaycush (lake trout)
Lineage: Eukaryota; Metazoa; Chordata; Actinopteri; Salmoniformes; Salmonidae
Product: protein odd-skipped-related 1-like
Exons: 3
Coding region: 294-1127 (277 amino acids)
Biological process (GO): regulation of transcription by RNA polymerase II; embryo development; urogenital system development
Cellular component (GO): nucleus
Molecular function (GO): RNA polymerase II transcription regulatory region sequence-specific DNA binding; DNA-binding transcription factor activity, RNA polymerase II-specific
Source: RefSeq, a predicted model, not a curated record